Messenger RNA from Daphnia pulex (common water flea), 1204 nucleotides. Its product is annotated as thiamin pyrophosphokinase 1-like. Gene Ontology annotation, biological process: thiamine diphosphate biosynthetic process; thiamine metabolic process. The transcript has 5 exons. Bases 277 to 1125 code for a protein of 282 amino acids. Gene Ontology annotation, molecular function: thiamine binding; thiamine diphosphokinase activity; ATP binding. The record is from RefSeq and is a predicted model, not a curated record. Lineage: Eukaryota; Metazoa; Arthropoda; Branchiopoda; Diplostraca; Daphniidae.
UAACAUGCAAGCGUGAGUAUAUAAAAACACGAUAUUUCAUAACAGCUUUACUUACAAUAGAUCGUUCACUGCAAACUCUCUACUUGUGUUUCUUAUUACUAAAGCAGAUGUAAUGGAAAUAUUGAUAAGAAUAUAACCAAGUUCUCCGUCGGGCAACUGAUGUUUGACAACUGAUGUCAACACUUUGAGUGCCAAAUUUAAAACUUAACUUAAGUGAUUCAUAUCCCAGCACUCUGUUUGCAAUUGUAAUUCAUGAGGUAGCAUAGAAUAUGUAGAAUGAAAUUGAUCAGUGAUGCAUUUAGACUUGGCCGAUUCCUUCUUUCAGUUCCUCUUAAGGCAGUUCACUGGGCUUCAUUUAAGGUUGCCAGUGAUGUUAUUGAAUGGCAUCCUUUAGACUUGUUAGCUAAAGGAAGUAAAUAUGCCUUACUGAUCCUUAAUCAACCCAUUGGAUUUCCAAAAGAUACAACUGUUAUGAUAUGGAACCGAGCAUCUAUUCGAGCUACUGUGGAUGGUGGUACCAACAUCUGGUUCAAAUUUUCUGAGGGAAUGGAAAAUGAUAUUGGUUUAAACAAUCCUAUUCCUGACCUUGUGACUGGGGACUUUGAUUCGGCUGAACCUCGCUGUUUAAAGUAUUACCAAACGCACGGAGCCAAAAUAAUUCACACGCCUGAUCAGGAUGAAACUGACUUCAACAAAUGUGUUCGUCACGUUUACGCAGAGCUUACUUCUCGCGAAAUGAAGGUGAAUGCUAUUAUUGCAGUCUGUGAAAACACAGGCCGGCUGGACCAUAUACUUUCGAAUCUAAAUACACUGCAACAAGCUCGCGAUAUAAUAGGAGAAAUACCACUGUACCUGCUUACACACAAUUCCAUCAGCUGGGUCCUACAUCCUGGUCGGCACAGAAUACAUGUUGAUGAAAGAGUUGUUAAUCACUACUGUGGUUUAAUUCCUCUGGGCCAGCCUGCAUACGUGACAUCCUCGGGAUUAAAAUGGGACAUGGAUUGUUUGAAGUUGGAAUUUGGCGGCCUUAUAUCAACGUCAAACAUGUUUACCGAUCAGCCCAUUGUGAAUUUGGAGACGGAUCGCCCAGUUCUUUUCACUAUGACACUGCCUCAGUGGAAAUAAAAGAAGCGUCUUUCUCUUUGCUGUUACAAGUGCACAGAAGAGUAUCAUUUUCCAAUCAAAAAUAAAUAGUUUAAUUGCA